Messenger RNA from Thyridium curvatum, 2007 nucleotides. RefSeq lists its product as uncharacterized. NCBI's taxonomy places the organism in Eukaryota, Fungi, Ascomycota, Sordariomycetes, Thyridiales, Thyridiaceae. Gene Ontology annotation, molecular function: catalase activity; heme binding. The transcript has 7 exons. The coding region runs from base 1 to 2007 and encodes 668 amino acids. Gene Ontology annotation, cellular component: cytoplasm; peroxisome; mitochondrion. The record is from RefSeq and is a predicted model, not a curated record. Gene Ontology annotation, biological process: response to hydrogen peroxide; hydrogen peroxide catabolic process.
AUGGGCGCCGGAGACGACAAGCCCGGUUCAACCUACCGGUACAACGAGAAGCCAGUCUACACGACCUCCAAUGGCGCUCCCGUCGAGCACCCGACCAAGUGGCAGCGUGUCGGCAACAGCGCCGGCGGCCCGCUGCUGCUCCAGGACUUCCACCUGAUCGACCUGCUGGCUCACUUUGACCGUGAGCGUAUCCCCGAGCGUGUCGUCCACGCCAAGGGUGCCGGUGCCUUUGGCGAGUUUGAGGUGACCCACGACAUCAGCGAUAUCUGCUCCGCCGAUCUAUUCCAGGGAAUCGGCAAGAAGACGCCUCUUGCCGUGCGGUUCUCGACCGUCGGAGGCGAGAAGGGCUCGCCGGACUCGGCCCGCGACCCUAGAGGUAAUGUUCACUUCCAUGAGAGUUUCGCAAUCAAGUUCUACACGAAUGAAGGCAACUGGGAUCUAGUUGGAAACAACACUCCCACGUUCUUCAUCCGCGAUCCCACAAACUUCCCCGUCUUCAUCCACACGCAGAAGCGCAACCCGCAGACCAACCUCAAGGACGCCACCAUGUUCUGGGACUACCUCUCGACGCACCAGGAGGCCAUCCACCAGGUCAUGAUCCUCUUCUCGGACCGGGGCACGCCGUACUCGUACCGGCACAUGAACGGCUACAGCAGCCACACGCUCAAGUUCACCAAGGCCGACGGCUCGUUCGUCUACGUGCAGGUCCACUACAAGACGGACCAGGGCAUCCGCAACUUCAACAACGAGGAGGCGGGCAGGAUGGCGUCGGAGAACCCGGACUGGCACACCGAGGACCUCUUCGAGGCCAUCAGGCGCGGCGAGCACCCGAGCUGGAGCGUGUACGUGCAGGUCCUGACGCCGGAGCAGGCCGAGAAGUUCCGCUGGAACGUCUUCGACCUGACCAAGGUCUGGCCGCAGAAGGACGUGCCGCUGCGGCCCGUGGGCCGGAUCACGCUCAACCGCAACCCGGAGAACUACUUUGCCGAGAUCGAGCAGCUCGCCUUCUCGCCCUCGCACGUGGUCCCCGGCGUCGAGCCCUCGGCCGACCCGGUCCUGCAGUCGCGCCUCUUCUCGUACCCGGACACGCACCGCCACCGCCUGGGCACCAACUACCAGCAGAUCCCCGUCAACCGGCCGCUGGCGGCCUUCAACCCGUUCCAGCGCGACGGCGCCAUGGCCGUGGACGGCAACUACGGCGCCGUCCCCAACUACCCGAGCACGUACCGCGCGCUGCGGUACCGGCCCGCGGCGAGCGUGUCGCACGAGGAGUGGAUGGGCAAGGUCACGUCGGCGCUGUUCGGCGAGGUGACGCCCGAGGACUACGUGCAGGCGGGCGCGCUGUGGGCGGUGCUGGGCCGCACGCCGGGCCAGCAGGAGGCGCUGGUGCACAACGUGGCGGUGCACCUCUGCGGCGCGCACGAGGCGACGCGGCAGCGGACGUACGGCAUGUUUGACAAGGUCGACGCGGCGCUGGGGCGGCGCAUCCGGGAGGAGACGGAGAAGAAUGUGAAGAAUCCUACCAGUCAGGCUAGUGGAAGGGGCCGCCGGAGGAACCCCACGCAAACGCGGCCGCAACUCGCGCCCAAUCCAGCCAGUCAGGCUCGCCCCCAAGGCUCCACUGAGCCCGUCAUGACCCUUAAAUUCAGCGCUGGCCUGAGCUGGAUCAGUAACUUGACGCAAGGCAAGCGAGGCGCGAGUCUGCGUGACACUCUUGUUAUCAGCGCCGCCCGCAUCACUAUCAACCCCUUCGCGCGCGGCCAUGACACCAUGCUGCUAGGCGACGACCACUGCGACGCCUCGACAGCUGACUCUCGAUUGCCUAUUUGCCCGUUCCACAAGCUCGCCGAUGCGACGCAGCUCUUGGCCUUGUGCUUCCCGCCCGACUCCCGCCCCGAGCCUGUCAUUCACCGCACAUUCGUUCCUGGCCCUCUCUCGGCCUGCGAUUCCCCCGAUCUGCACGCCGACCUCAUCUCCAACUCAUCCACCUGCUCUCCCAGGCGCUGA